AUGAUUCGCGAGAAACUCGAUUCCGAGCUACAGAAAGAAGUGAGGCGUUACUACGAGUAUAAUUGGGAGAAGAUGGGCGGCAUUGACUAUCGAGGAGUUUUGAAGCUGUGCGACCAGAUCACGUUGCGGACUGACGCUAUCUUGCAUAUCUAUGGACCUACUUUUGCAAAGUGUCCAAUAUUAGUAGAUGCAGAUGUAUCGUUACUCCGUAUCUUGGGCCGGGCAGUUCGUAGCGUGUACUUCCUUCGUGAUAUGAAAAUCCUGGAGAUAGACGAUAUAACCACUGAACUGUACUUCGUGGACUAUGGAGGAGUGGAGAUCAGGGUUCCCAUGGAAGACACGAAUUCUAUUUUGCGUUUACCAAGGGGCAGUGUAUUUGGUAACUUGGGGAACAUGCCCUGCCGCAGAAGUCCGUACAACGUGGUAGCGACCAGUCGACUACACCUGCUGAUGAUCAAGUCAGCUGCUUUCGCUAAUAUUACUAAAGACUUCCCAGUUGUAAGGGAACUCAUGGAAAAAUCUAGGGUGGUUGAGAAACAUAAUAAAAUUGAAAAGAGGAUGUACAUCCUAGGCGGCGAGGCUACGAUCAAAAUGAAGCGACAUUUGCAGUCGAGUCCACCGCCGCGGACGAAGACUAGGACCUUCCUCAAGUACAUCUACUUCCAAGAGGGCGCUGUAUUGUUCUACUUAAUCUUCAUCUGUAUGGGAUGCAUCUAUUUGGACUUGUACAACGCUGGAUAUGAGGUCAGAAUCAACACAAUUUUAAUUCAUUCUUUUAAAAAUUACAUUUAA
This is a messenger RNA of Spodoptera littoralis (African cotton leafworm), 792 nucleotides long. Lineage: Eukaryota; Metazoa; Arthropoda; Insecta; Lepidoptera; Noctuidae. The record is from the annotation of a GenBank genome assembly.